This is a messenger RNA of Mycena citricolor, 1017 nucleotides long. The record is from the annotation of a GenBank genome assembly. NCBI's taxonomy places the organism in Eukaryota, Fungi, Basidiomycota, Agaricomycetes, Agaricales, Mycenaceae.
AUGUCCCUUGCCUUCGACCUAUCCCAGCCACCACUCCAGGUCAACCUACCGCCUGUCCGCGCACUGAACGUGCCGCGUCGCCUGACCUUUCCUGCCGCGGCCGAGCCUCUCUCGGUGUCUCGAACGCGCUAUACCUCAGCACCCUGGCAUGCGCACAAACCCCCUCUGCGUGUAGAUGUGGAUGCUGCAUCGGCGCGCCCCCGCGUGCGGCCGCUGCCCCAGAUCCCCGUGUCACCCGCCCCCAAAUCGGCCCCAGCUGGCCCGCGGCGGCAGAUGUCCCACAACUCACUGCGCCCACUGCCCAGCGUGCCCGAGCUACGCCCAACGCCACCCUGUCCGCCCGCGGCUGUCAUGUUCUCUGUCAUUCCUGCAACGCCGAUCCCUCCCCCCACCCCCAUCACAACCCCACGCCCGGACCCGGACGCGAAUUUGGGCGCGAGCACGAGCACGCUUCUAGUUCCUGCGCGCGAAAUAUCCCUUCCGCCGCGCUUCGCUUCGCUUUCUCUCCGGCUCGAUACAUCGCCAGACGCACUGCAGCCGGCGAUGCACGAGAUUCAUCAGAGCUCGAAACCCCUCCCCGUGGUUCCAGCAUCCCCUGUUUCGACCUGCUCGAUCAUCAUGGAGCCCCCUACGCCCACGACCGCGCACCGGAAACGCGUGUCGAAGCUGCGCCGGCAUCUGGGUGAAUCUAUCCAGCUGGAGUUAUUUCCUCCGGAUGCGAAGGGCGUGGUCACGCCCUGUACUACGGAUGUGUACGCGCAGACCGUCGUGGCGGUCAAGCGCCUGUUGGACAUCGAUUCGUGCGAGGACAGUGGAGACUCGAGCGACGACAACGACGACGACGACGUGGACGGCAGCGAGGUCUCGAGUCGCUUCUCGCUUGUGCUGACACACGGGGCCGUCCACCGCACUGUCCCCGUCAAACGCUUCUCUCGAAAGUGGGUCCGCGAGAAGGGGGGUGAACGUUGGAUCGAGGAGAACUACUCUAAGAUACUGAACGAUCUUCGUUCGCUAUGA